Molecule: messenger RNA, 2285 nt
Organism: Sphaeramia orbicularis (orbiculate cardinalfish)
Lineage: Eukaryota; Metazoa; Chordata; Actinopteri; Kurtiformes; Apogonidae
Product: cyclin-dependent kinase-like 1
Exons: 10
Coding region: 377-1468 (363 amino acids)
Biological process (GO): protein phosphorylation
Cellular component (GO): nucleus
Molecular function (GO): protein serine/threonine kinase activity; ATP binding
Source: RefSeq, a predicted model, not a curated record
CUUUGCGUCCUAUGAUUUCCAUCUUCGUUGCUCUUUUUCUGCGCCGUUUCUAAGGGGUAGGUUCAAAGUCGUUUUAGGGUUGAGAACUACACUGGCGUCCCUAAGUAAAUACUGCGUUUUGUGUUGAUCAAAUGGAGUAAAAUGAAGGUUGCGUUCAAGUGUCGGACUGUGUUCAAGGGAAGAGUCUCCAUGGAACCGGCGACGCGCAGGGACUGAGUGGAAGGUAGCAGGGAAAAGAGGGAGAAAAGAGCCUGAAAUCCUCCAAAAGAGACUCAAUUCUGGACGGUAUAAACCUGGAGACUCUGGGAAGGCUGUAUUCAUGUAGCUUUGCUGACUUUUGGUGGACUUAAUCGCCAGACUUGGUGCUAACUUGUCAAUGAGGACCCUUUCAGACUCUGGACAGGUGACUACUACUAACUGCCCCAUGGAGAAAUAUGAAAAACUGGCCAAAAUCGGCGAGGGUUCCUAUGGCGUGGUGUUCAAAUGCAGACACAGAGACACCGGGCAGAUCGUGGCCAUCAAGAAGUUUGUGGAAUCUGAAGACGACCCCGUCAUUAAAAAGAUCGCACUGCGAGAAAUCCGUAUGCUGAAGCAGCUCAAACAUGUGAACCUGGUCAACCUGCUGGAGGUCUUCAGGAGGAAAAGACGGCUCCACCUGGUGUUUGAGUUCUGCGAGCAGACCGUCCUCAACGAGCUGGACAAACACCCCCGAGGCGUUCUCGAGGCUCAGCUGAAGAGCAUCGUAUGGCAGACGCUCCAGGCCGUCAACUUCUGCCACAAACACAACUGCAUACACCGGGAUGUGAAGCCCGAAAACAUCCUCCUCACCAAAACCGGGGUCAUCAAACUGUGCGACUUUGGCUUCGCCCGCAUCCUGACUGGACCGGAGGACGACUACACCGACUAUGUGGCCACCCGUUGGUACCGGGCCCCAGAGCUGCUGGUGGGGGACACCCAGUACGGACCCCCGGUGGACGUGUGGGCCCUGGGCUGUGUCUUCGCUGAACUUCUGCACGGAAACCCACUUUGGCCCGGGAAGUCUGACGUCGACCAGCUGUACCUCAUCCGAAAAACUCUAGGUGACCUGAUCCCUCGUCAUCAGCAGGUGUUUCGCUCCAAUGUUUUCUUCAGUGGAGUCAGUAUUCCAGAACCGGACACAACGGAACCUUUGGAAAAACGCUUCCAUGGAGUGUCUCCUCAUGCUCUGCAAGUUAUGAAGUCGUGCCUGGUCAUGGACCCGUCCCUCAGAUUGUCCUGUGAGGAGCUGCUGGAGCUGCCGUACUUCCAGGAGGAGGGAGGAGCUAACUGGGGCCGCGAUGGUGAGCGGCCAGGACGACGGCACGAAAAAGGCUCCCGGCGCAGACAGGCAGGGGCUCAGUACCUGCCUCAGUUACCCAACAGCAACAUCUCCCCAGCACCAGACGUCAAGAAACAGGUGAAGCAUAAAUACCACCUACCCAACAUAUAACAAAGCCACCUUUGGAAUUAAAGAGCAACAAGUUGAUCCGCACAUAUGAGCAAUGGACUUUGUGAAAUAAUUGCAAUACACUCCCAUAUGAAGACACAUUGUAUUGUUGAUUUUAGAGUGAGAGGUGUAUUUGGAUUAUUUGGUCGCUUUAACUUGUGCACAGACAUCCUCAUAGAUUUGAUUCCACAGCCCAUAAUCUGUAUUUAUGCCGCAGGAUACGCACUUCUGACAAUAAAUUAACACAAAAUACAUUAUUUAUAAUCAAUGCUGAGACAACAGUACAGCAUAAGUACUUUUAAGUGAUCGUAAUGUCUUUAAAUGCCACCAGUGUGCCAUCACCAAUUGAUAGAAGUGAAACUGUUUGGUAUUUUGUUUGUUUUCUGGUGCAUUUAUACCACCUGAUGUCUGCGUGAACCACUGUACAUGAGACAUGUACUAAACAUAUCCAUUAAUCCGUUUUAAUCCAUUUUACAGGGUAGUCGACAGAAAGCCAUUGUGUUUUAAUAGAGUUUGUAUUCUAAUAAAUGUUACUAUGAAAUGGAAAGGAUGAUUCCAUUAGUUAACAUUACGUUAGGUUAUGUUUUAGACUUUGUAAUAAAAAAAAACAAAAACUGAUGACAACACUAACAGUACAAUAUAUAAAACUGUAAAAAGUCCAAAACAAUAGUGAAAGGAUCAGAGGGUAAACUUAGGGUACAUUCAGACAGCAGGUCUUAAUGCACAAUUCAGAUUUUUUGGUGAAAUCCGAUUUUUUUAGUGUGUGUGCUCGUUCAUAUUACACAUUAAAUAUGACUUCAAUCAGUUUUGAGUAUGAACU